Molecule: messenger RNA, 186 nt
Organism: Rodentolepis nana
Lineage: Eukaryota; Metazoa; Platyhelminthes; Cestoda; Cyclophyllidea; Hymenolepididae
Source: the annotation of a GenBank genome assembly
AUGGACGUUUCUUAUGCUUCCCCUACAUACGACUGGUAUAUCUGCCUUUCAUGCAGAAAGUUUGGCUUGGAUGUGAACAGCCCGUCUCCCUCGAAAGCUGUUGAGGCAAGUCGUAAUAGGUAUUCAAUUCUUUCAUUAGUAGAUUACUUUGUUGUUAUGUUUUUGGGAUCAAUUGAUAUUCUUUAA